AGUGCAUAACUCAGACUAUUGCUUUCUCUUAUACACUACGAUAAACACAUUAAGCUAAUAGAAAGUCAAGAUUGUGAUUCACUCGCAUGUUAUCAAUGACGUGAUUGCAUCAUGGAAAGAUUUAAAGUCUGCACUUGGGAUCAACUUUGCUGAACACGUCUUAUAAAAAAUCAUUACUUUUACAUUUACUGCUUGUUUGUUCCUCAGCUUCUACCUACUUCGUACAUUUUUGUAUUAUAUUUUGCUUCAUUGGAAGCUUUAACAAUUUAUGGACUGGUUGUAGCAUUAGCACUUUUAUUUGCGAAUUCUUUUGUUUAAUCUUAGCUUAGAAAUAUGAAAAGUAAAUACAAUUUCCAUAUGUUAUUGCCUUCGACUUGUCGUUUGUUUUUGCAAAUUCUGUCAAGAUUUCUUUACUUAUUCAUGAAUCAAACCAGAUGUGCUUCGGAUGUGCCCUCACCAGGAAUCAUUCUUGUAUUUUUGGUGAAUGAGGGGAAUUUGACAAUAGUGUGAUUCACCUGAUAAAUGAAGGACAAUGGUGAAAAGUCGGGUUUCAAUAGUCAAACCUACACUCAUACUGAAAAAGAAAGUGUGUCUCAAGGCCAUGAUAUGCUACUAUAAUUCUAAAAUGCCGUAUAAGCCUGAUUAUCCGAAUCUUUCUCUAUUGUCUCUCACAAUGUGCUUAUGUGACUUGUGAUGACAUUUGGGAAAGGUGUUCAGAACUAGUGCAUGGUUUUGUUUUUGUUGAGAAUUAGAGUAUCAGAUCAAGAUAUUGUUUAAGCCAAGGUAUCAACCUCUAGAUGUUCAGUAAAUAAAUAGUUACAGCAGACUUUCUGGUUUUUUUUUGGGUGUCGAGAUGCACUUCGGGACUCCUAGAAGCUCUGUGCUUUGCUUAGACAGAACUACAAGUUGUAAGUCUGGUUUCGGGGCCAAAAGUUAGUGAGCUCGUGUGUUACCAUGUUGACUUAACUAGUUCAGUUCUAGUUAAGGAACUUUUGGUGACUUCAUGGAUUUGGAAUAUAUUAUGUCACCUGUGGGCAUAGCUUUGUCUUUCUAGGGUGGAAUCUUGAAUACGAAUGGAGAUCAAGGAUAUGCUUAUUGUAGUCAGUCAUACCAGUUCUACUUUUGUUGUCCUUGAAGGCCAUGAUACAUUCAUAUUCUCCUUGGGGGAUUGAUUGCAAUCGUUUUGCUAAAUCAAAUGAAUGCAUCAGCUAGCUUCAUCAGAAAGGAUGAUUGAAGCUCUCUAAAGCGUGAACGACUUUAUUUUUGUUCUUCUGCAUGUCUCUGAACUGCAUGCCUGUUUUAUUGGCUUCAUUACGAGCUUCUGUCCUUUAUUUUGGUUUCAUGGUGAGCUAAUUCUUUAUUUCAGUUAUGGCUCUGUGUGUGUGUGUGUGUUUGUGUGUAAAGGCAACUGAAAACCCUUUGGAUUUGGUUCAUUAAGCUGCAUAUUGUUGAUGAGUUCAUAUUGUGAUGGGAGAACAUUACUCUUCAAAAGUGUGUAAUUAUCAAUUUAAAGUUGCUUAUCCAAUUGAAUGACUGCCUUAUAAGUAUGGUCUUGUGAAGCGUAUUUUGCUGUUUUCUACAUGCAUAAUUGUUGAUGAGUUCAUAUUGUGAUGGGAGAACAUUACUCUUCGAAGUGUGUGUAAUUAUCAAUUCAAAGUUGCUUAUCCAAUUGAAUGACUUACUUAUAAGUAUGGUCUUGUGAAAGCGUAUUUUGCUGUUUUCUACAUGCUUUGGCUAAUAGUCGGUAUCGAAUUGUUAUCUUUCGCUAGUGAAGUGUUUUUUGAGUUCUUUACCAUAGACAGCAGUAUUAUUCUGCUUCUUCGAGAAUGAAUCAUCAGAUUCUGUUAUCAUUAUGUGUUGGUCUAACGAGCAAAACCUAAUUUAUCAUUCAACUACUGAAUCCAUUUGACUGAACAGCUACGCCCAUUAGUUGAUUCAUGACCACAGUUAGAACUUCAGUUACGGUACAUGAAUUGCAUACUCAUUACUUUUGUGAAACUCAAGUAAAAUUGAGUGACUUUCAUUCUCAAAAUAAAAUUGAGCGACUUUCACGUUACAAAAAAUAGUUUAACGACUUCGAUACAAUAAAUUGAACGCUGAAUGAUCCCUACAUUUCAAGCUCUAAAUUGUGUUAUGCUCGAAGGUAGUAAUUCACUAUUAGUAUCCAUGAUAUAUACAUUAAUGACGACUUGACUAGACAUAGGUAGUUUCUCAUUUUUGAGUUGUAAAUAGCUAACAUUUGAAGGUUGUGUCAUAAGGCAUCCCAUUAAGGGCUCCACAUCUUCAAACCAACAGCUAUUUGUUGUCUAAUUAUGCUUAAGACUUCAUGUCUGAGGCUGCUGGUAAACUAGAGAGCAUUAAUAUAGUUGUUUCUGGGUUCAACUACAAGUUAUAGAAAGGCCAUAUAUGAAAUGAAAUUAGACUAAUUGUCACCUGCGGUCGUAAUGGAACCAUGUUUGGUGUGCUAUUGGAUAUUGGUUCAAGCUUAAACUAACAUUUGGUUUCUUUAGUCAUUUCGUAGAACAGAUUUGAGACAGAGGAAUCGAGAAUGAAGGAGGAGGUUUGCUCUUGUUUACGAACUCGAGUGGUAGAAUUCCUCAUUCAAUCGGCUCAAGACCUUCAAGUUUCUCCAAUCGUCAAAUACUCAGCACUAUCACUUUUCGCCGAUCGAUUCUACCCAUCUCUUUCCAAACAAGGAAAUGACAAUGCUAAAAGCUGGCUUUUACAGCCUUUAAGAGAAAGCAAUUUACAGCUCUUUGGACUUGCUGCAAUAUGGAUCUCAAACAAAAUCCACGAUUCACCUCGCCUCAGUGUAAAAUCCUUCAAGUCUUUAGCUGACGUCACCAUUAAAGACCAGCAUUUUACAACAAAGGAUUUUCUAGAAGCUGAGCUGGUGUUCAUGCAGGUAUUGAAAUUUGAGAUCGGCACAUCAAGCAUUGCCUUCAGAUUCUUUGAAGAUCUGCUUACCAAGUUGAGUGAAGUUGCUAGAGUUGGAGAGCAAUUAAGCCUUGAAGCUUGCAUGGAUAUUAUGGACUUGCUCUAUGAAAAGGGGGAGAUUUCAUUUUUAAAUUGUUCUUCACAUCAUCUAGCUGCGUCAAUAGUGGUUGCUGCAUAUGUAAUCACAGUUCCAGUGCAAAAGAGUGAGUUUCCUAUUGUUCUGUGGGUUAAGUUUGUUACUUCAUGCAAAGAGGAGGAUAUUUUGGACACUGUUAGAAAUAUUCUAAAGCAUGUGUUUGAAGCUUGAAUUUCAAUCAACUGUUGUUAUUGUAUUUCAUGUAACAAUUCAAUUGAAGUGAAGUUGGAUAUGUGAUCAAUCCAUAUUUUGAUA
Messenger RNA from Lycium barbarum (goji berry), 3328 nucleotides. RefSeq names its product cyclin-J18. The record is from RefSeq and is a predicted model, not a curated record. NCBI's taxonomy places the organism in Eukaryota, Viridiplantae, Streptophyta, Magnoliopsida, Solanales, Solanaceae. The coding region runs from base 2549 to 3244 and encodes 231 amino acids. The transcript is spliced from 2 exons.